Cladocopium goreaui is the source of this 1419-nucleotide messenger RNA. The record is from the annotation of a GenBank genome assembly. Lineage: Eukaryota; Dinophyceae; Suessiales; Symbiodiniaceae.
AUGUGUAACAUCCACAUAAGAUCACGUAAACAUAUAUUAUCAUAUAUUACAGUUACAGUUGGCCCUCGUCAAAACAUUCAAUUUCAGCGUCACCCAGAAAGUCAAACGUGCCAAAAUAGGCAGAUCAAAUCACCAGCCGCAGACUCACCCGGUCCCAGCGACCCAAGGUAUGACAACCAGUUCAGUGGUGGCUGGAUCUAUCGGCCCAGGUCAUGCCGGUUGCUCACCGGCAGUUCGGCCUUUCGUAAGCAAGGUAACUGGCUUCACUUCCCCACCUAUCUCGAAGAGACGUAUUCGUGGAUACAUACCAACUGCACGAAUGCAACCAAGCAGGCGUGCUUCGACAUGUCUCCUCCAGAGGAUGUCUCUGCAAGUGUCGAGCGGACUUGGGAGGUGUUGCACGACAGCUCUUGCAAAUGCAGCCUGAAAGAUAGUUUCUUUGCUCAGAAUCCGGAGGAUGAAGUCUUGGUCAUCAUCCAUGAGUAUUUCCUGCCGCAGCAGGGACUCUACUUGCCCUUCUUUGGACUGCCUGAAUGGGGUUCUGUGUUGACGAUUCUUCGGCGAGCAGAUGGCUCUCGAUGCGCGGUUGGUGGCAAAAGCUCAUGGACAGAAGACGAAGCCUCCACGGGCAUCGCGGCAAGUCUGGGCGACUGGAUGAGCUGUGCAAACGCGGAUCUGGAUGCAGAUCCCACCGCGAUGUCCAAGGGGAACAAUUUAGCAAAGCAUCUACGGACCAUGGGUUUCUCGUUGAAGUUUGAUUUGGAGUACAUGAGCACAGGCGCUCAUUCAGAGGAUCAUGACGGGGUGGUUUGCUACAUCACAGUGUCCGUGUAUGUGCAGUGGAAUUCCAAUGUAGAAGUCCAAAGGCUCUCCCUGCCAAAUCUCAACAGCGACGUUGUGGAGCAUCAGAUGUACAUGUAUGGUGUAACACCUACCUGGGGCUUCAAGGGCAGUUUCCGAUAUGUGUCCCAUACUCCUUUCAUGGCUUGGAUCGUGCAAGCUGCAGUGCUGUUUGCCCUACCGGCAACCCUCAUGCGCUACAUCGUGGAGUUUGCCGUGGGCCAACCUUCCGCCAUCUAUCGCCGUGAGACCUGUCGACCUUUUGAUAUCUAUGAUCACCUGCGCAAGACCCAGGCCAGAAUGCUUAUUUCGCAUGCCACCUAUCAUCAGAUCUCCAGGGAAGGGCCCUUGGACAUGGAGAGGCUCUACAGCUAUUUAGAGGACCUCUACCAGACCCAGAUGAAGGCUGGCAUCGUUGAUAACGAAGACUUAGAUCUCCUCUGGAAAGCGACCCUCACAGGCGUGGGGGUUACCCUCUGGUUUGAUGGUAUAUCAACGGAAUAUGGGGGCUUCCAUAAAUGGAGGUACCCCAAUAGCUGGAUGGUUUAUUUCAUGGAAAAUCCUUCUAUAAGUCUAUAA